Molecule: messenger RNA, 387 nt
Organism: Penicillium daleae
Lineage: Eukaryota; Fungi; Ascomycota; Eurotiomycetes; Eurotiales; Aspergillaceae
Product: Vps55 family protein
Exons: 3
Coding region: 1-387 (128 amino acids)
Biological process (GO): late endosome to vacuole transport via multivesicular body sorting pathway
Cellular component (GO): Vps55/Vps68 complex; endosome
Source: RefSeq, a predicted model, not a curated record
AUGGCGGCUGGACUCAAGACCAUCAUCGCACUCUCAUUUGUGCUCGCGAUUGGUUUCCUCCUCGUUAUUCUCUCCUCCGCCCUUUGGCACAAGUACUGGCCCCUGUUGGUGGUUGCCAUUUAUAUCGUUGCGCCUCUCCCCAAUUGGAUCUGUGGACGAUGUGCGAACCCAGAUGAUUUUAUGGACAGCUCCAGCAAUUCAGCCAUGGAUUUCGGACGGUUCAUGACUGGGUUCCUGGUUCUUACUGGUAUCGCCCUCCCCGCAGUUCUGGCACACAGCGGAGCGAUCGAGCUUCCGGCUAUGAUCAUGUCCAUCCUUGGCGGUCUGUUGAUUUACGGCACUAUCAUCAGUUUCUCGAUGUUUUUCCAGGAGCAGGAAGAGUUCUGA